UUUUGGAUCCCAUGGCCGUAACUAAAGUGAAUUCGAAAUGGGUAUUUAUAGAAAAGAAUUUCAAUGUAUACAUUUCUGCGUCAAAACUGAACAAGGACUUCUUUCGUAUUGUGAAGAAAAUCAAGACUUUGAAAUUGGUAAACGGCACACCACAUGUUGCUGAACCUCAAUUCAAGAUGGAUAUGAUGGGACUUUUGGUUUUCUACAAGACUUUGACCAUAACGAAUAUGACAGAAACAUCCAUAUACAGUUGGGAAUUCUUAGUCGCGAACAUAGGUGGCAACUUAGGUCUAUUCUUAGGUUUGUCUUUAAUAACAUUUGUCGAAAUCAUCGAGUUUAUUGUUGAUGUUUUAGCAAAAUAUUUGUACAGUGUUUAUAAGAAAUACAGAUGUUGAAACAGCAAAUUUUAAGAAGAAAAGAUCCUACUAAAGUAACUGUUUCUUACUGAAAAAUAUCUGUGAUGAAUCAAAACUUCCUCAAAACUGAAACAAUCUAUUCAGGAUUCUGAACAGAUUUAUAUAACAGAUUUUAACUGUGUAUUAUAUAUUACAGAACUUUGCUGAUGAAAUUGAAUUGGAGACGAAACACUAUGUACAAAAAAUGAACAGUAGUAUGAACAAGUGUAAAGCAAAGAUGUAAAUAAUUUCAUAUUGUAAUACACUGCUUGAAAUAAACUAGUUUUUUAUUCACUGUAA
Messenger RNA from Stegodyphus dumicola, 695 nucleotides. RefSeq names its product degenerin mec-4-like. Gene Ontology annotation, biological process: sodium ion transmembrane transport. NCBI's taxonomy places the organism in Eukaryota, Metazoa, Arthropoda, Arachnida, Araneae, Eresidae. Gene Ontology annotation, cellular component: plasma membrane. Gene Ontology annotation, molecular function: ligand-gated sodium channel activity. The record is from RefSeq and is a predicted model, not a curated record.